This is a messenger RNA of Chrysemys picta bellii (western painted turtle), 4190 nucleotides long. It is a transcript of the gene HDAC5, whose product is annotated as histone deacetylase 5. Gene Ontology annotation, biological process: negative regulation of transcription by RNA polymerase II. Gene Ontology annotation, molecular function: histone deacetylase activity. The record is from RefSeq and is a predicted model, not a curated record. NCBI's taxonomy places the organism in Eukaryota, Metazoa, Chordata, Testudines, Emydidae.
CAGUUGCUGUCUGACUUGGUGGAAAGGAUGGGAGAGAAGAAAAAUCAGAUAAAGGGAAUUGUCGGUGGCGCAAUUAGCAGAGGGCUGCGCGGGCAAGCCCAGCCCCUUCUGCUUCGCAGGACAUCUUAGCUCAGUUGUUUCGGUGACGCUGGGAGCCAGCUCCAUCUCUGUUCCUGUGUAAAUGCCUGAUCCCCGUGCCAUUCCUCCCGGAGUGAAUCAGACAGCGCCUGAGAUGUGAAACCCUCCUUCUUCUCUAGACUAGCGGCUGGACCCCCUUCCGGAACAGCGGGCCCUUCCCACGCCCAGCCUCUGCUGUCUGCAGUUGGCAUAAACAGUGACCUUUUUUUGUGUGGUGUUGUUGCAAGAUUUGAAUAUUAUUAUUAUUUUUUUUGGCCCAGCAGAUGAAUCUUUUUGGGGUUGCUGUCGAAUGCUGCUCGCUGACUCGGAUGUUUUAACUUUCCCUAGGAGACCCCCCCGCCUUUUGCUCUUUGUGGGUGUGUGUGAGGGGGGAUGUCUGAUGGUUUUCGGCUGAAAUUCGGCACAACGGACCCCUCCCUCCUUUUGCGAAGGAACGCUCCCUUGCCCUGCGCCAGCUUGUAAGGAGAAGGUGGGCCAGGGAAGGGAGCCAGCGUGGAUUGCCUUGCCGGGCCCUGCGGUAGCUGGUGUCAGAAUUGUUCCUGGCAUGCUGCUCAUGCCCAGGGCACAGGGGCUGCCAGCGAUGUUGCAGACUAUUUACGAGAGCGAAUCAUGUUUUUCUUCAGAUGGGGUAUCCGGACGCGAGCAGUCGCUGGAGCUCCUUUCGCGGACUCCGCUCCAUGGCCUUCCCGUGGCAGCGGUAGACGUGAAGCCGGUGCUGCCCGUGGCCAUGCAGAACUCCUGCGGCGGUGGCGGCAGCGGCGGCAGCAGCCCGGUGGACCUGCGGACAGACGCCCGGGGCAGCGGGCCCAGCGUGGACCCGGCGGUGCGGGAGCAGCAGCUGCAGCAGGAGCUGCUGGUCCUGAAGCAGCAGCAGCAGUUGCAGAAGCAACUGCUCUUCGCCGAGUUCCAGAAGCAGCACGAGCACUUGACGCGGCAGCACGAGGUCCAGCUGCAGAAGCACCUCAAGCAGCAGCAGGAGAUGCUGGCAGCAAAGCGGCAGCAGGAGCUGGAGCAUCAACGCAAGCAGGAGCAGCUGCGGCAGGAGGAGCUGGAGAAGCAGCGGCUGGAGCAGCAGCUCCUCAUCCUCCGGAACAAGGAGAAGAGCAAAGAAAGUGCGAUCGCCAGCACGGAAGUGAAGCUAAAACUCCAGGAGUUCCUACUCAGCAAAUCAAAAGAGCUGACCGCAGGUGGCUUCAACCAUUCCCUCCCACAGCACCCCAAAUGCUGGGGAGCCCAUCAUACCUCGUUGGACCAGAGUUCCCCUCCCCAGACAGGCAGCCCGGGAACACCGCCCUCCUACAAACUACCCCUACUCGGCACAUACGACAGCAGAGACGACUUUCCGCUCCGGAAAACCGCCUCGGAACCCAACUUAAAAGUGCGCUCGCGGUUAAAACAGAAGGUGGCCGAGCGCAGGAGCAGCCCCUUGUUGCGGAGGAAAGACGGGACCGUCAUCAGCACGUUCAAAAAGAGAGCCAUCGAGAUCACGGUCUCCUCCGUGUGUAACAGCGCCCCGGGGUCCGGUCCCAGCUCCCCGAACAGCUCCAACAGCGCCAUCGCCGAGAAUGGCUUCACAGGCUCCGCUCCCAACAUCCACACCGAGCUGCUCCCCCAGCACAGAGCCCUGGCCAUGGACGGGUCCGCUAGCCAGCUCAGCCUCUAUACCUCCCCGUCCCUGCCCAACAUCUCCCUCGGACUGCAGGCAACGGUCACCGUGACCAACUCGCACCUCAACGCUUCCCCGAAGCUCUCCACCCAGCAGGAGGCGGAGCGCCAGGCCAUCCAGUCGCUGCGCCAGGGCGGGGCGCUCACGGGCAAGUUCAUGAGCACCUCGUCCAUCCCCGGCUGCCUGCUGGGGGUCGCCCUGGAGGGCGAGACCAACAGCCAUGGGCACGCCUCCCUGCUGCAGCACGUGCUGCUCCUGGAGCAGGCCCGCCAGCAGAACACGCUGAUCGCCGUGCCGCUCCACGGCCAGUCCCCGCUGGUGACGGGCGAGCGCAUCUCCACCAACAUGCGGACGGUCAACAAGCUGCCCCGGCACCGCCCGCUGAGCCGCACCCAGUCGUCCCCGCUGCCCCAGAGCCCCCAGGCCCUGCAGCAGCUGGUCAUGCAGCAGCAGCACCAGCAGUUCCUAGAGAAGCAGAAGCAACAGCAGCAAAUUCAGCUUGGCAAGAUCAUCACCAAGACGGGCGAGCUGCCCCGCCAGCCCACCACGCACCCAGAGGAGACGGAGGAGGAGCUGACGGAGCAGCAGGAGGUGCUGCUGGAGGACACGGUGCCCCUGGGGCCGGUGGCCUUCGUGGUGGACGGCUCGCCGGAGAGCGAGAGCACGCAGGACGAGCUGGAGGAGGACGAGGGCGGCGAGCCGGUGAAGGACGAGGGGGGCGCGAGCGGGGACGAAGACGAGCACAUCGACUCGCCGGAGGUGGAGGAGCUGGGCGUGGCUUACAAGCAGGUGUUCCCCGAUCCUCAGCCGCUGCAGCCCAUCCAGCUCUUCCCAGCUUCCCUGACCAUCACCACCUUGCCUCACCAAGCGCUGAGCCGGACCCAGUCCUCGCCCGCCGCCACAGGCAUCAAGAACACAGCGGCUGAACCCCCGGUCAAACACCUGUUCACUACUGGCGUGAUCUACGACACGUUCAUGCUAAAGCACCAGUGUAUGUGCGGGAACACUAACAUUCACCCAGAGCAUGCUGGGAGAAUCCAGAGCAUCUGGUCCAGGCUCCAGGAGACCGGCUUGCUGAGCAAGUGCGAGCGGAUCCGGGGCAGGAAAGCGACGCUGGACGAAAUCCAGACAGUCCAUUCGGAGCAUCACACAUUGCUCUACGGAACCAGCCCCCUCAACCGGCAGAAACUUGACAGCAAGAAGCUGCUAGGUCCCAUCAGCCAGAAGAUGUAUGCGGUCUUGCCCUGCGGCGGCAUCGGGGUGGACAGCGACACGGUGUGGAACGAGAUGCACUCGUCCAGCGCCGUCCGCAUGGCUGUGGGCUGUUUGGUGGAGUUAGCCUUCAAGGUGGCCUCGGGAGAGCUCAAGAAUGGAUUUGCUGUCAUCCGGCCCCCGGGGCACCACGCGGAGGAAUCCACGGCCAUGGGCUUCUGCUUCUUCAACUCCGUCGCUAUCGCUGCCAAACUGCUCCAACAGAAGCUCAGCGUCGGCAAGAUCCUCAUUGUGGACUGGGACAUUCACCAUGGCAACGGCACCCAGCAAGCCUUCUACAGCGACCCCAACGUGCUGUACAUCUCCCUGCACCGCUACGACAACGGCAACUUCUUCCCAGGCAGCGGGGCCCCCGAGGAGGUUGGCAGUGGGAUGGGGGUGGGGUACAACGUCAACAUAGCCUGGACGGGCGGCGUGGACCCCCCCAUCGGAGACGUGGAGUACCUGGUCGCGUUCAGGACGGUGGUGAUGCCGAUAGCCAACGAGUUCUCCCCGGACGUGGUCCUGGUCUCUGCCGGCUUCGAUGCAGUCGAGGGACAUCUGUCUCCCCUGGGCGGCUACUCCGUCACGGCGAAAUGUUUCGGACACCUGACCAAGCAGCUGAUGAAGCUGGCCGGCGGGCGCGUGGUGCUGGCUUUGGAGGGAGGUCACGACCUGACAGCCAUUUGCGACGCCUCAGAAGCCUGUGUCUCCGCCCUGCUUGGCGUGGAGCUGGACCCCCUGGAUCAAGCUCUCCUGCAGCAAAAGCCAAAUGUAAAUGCCGUGGCCACCCUGGAGAAGGUUAUUGAAAUCCAGAGCAAGCACUGGAGCUCUGUGAAGCGCUGUGCCUCGGUGGUCAGCUGCUCCUUGCUGGAGGCGCAGAAGGGAGAAGCCGAGGAGGCAGAGACAGUAAGUGCCAUGGCAUCGCUCUCGGUCGAUGCCGAACAAGGAAGCACAGACUGCAGCCCCAGACAAGUGGAUGAACCGAUGGAGGCGGAGCCUGUUUUGUGAAGUGCCAAGCCGUCGUGUAGCUGUCACUUUUUUGUGGGUUUUUUGGUCAUUUGUGAUUUCGUUCCCCCCCUCCCCCUCCAAAAGGAAUUUUUUUUUCUAUUAAAAAGAGGAGAAAAAAAAAAAA